Messenger RNA from Sapajus apella (tufted capuchin), 711 nucleotides. Its product is annotated as olfactory receptor 52I1. Gene Ontology annotation, biological process: G protein-coupled receptor signaling pathway. The annotation marks the transcript as partial. NCBI's taxonomy places the organism in Eukaryota, Metazoa, Chordata, Mammalia, Primates, Cebidae. Gene Ontology annotation, molecular function: olfactory receptor activity; G protein-coupled receptor activity. The transcript has a single exon. Gene Ontology annotation, cellular component: membrane. The record is from RefSeq and is a predicted model, not a curated record.
AUCUUCUGCUCAGGAGACAGCUCCAUCAGCUUUAAUGCUUGUUUCACUCAGAUGUUUUUUGUUCACUUAGCCACAGCUGUGGAGACAGGCCUGCUGCUGGCCAUGGCUUUUGACCGCUAUGUAGCCAUCUGCAAGCCCCUACAUUACAAGAGAAUUCUCACACCUCAAGUGAUGCUGAGAAUGAGUUUGACCAUCGCCAUCAGAGCUGUCACAUUCAUGAUUCCACUGAGUUGGAUGAUGAGUCAUCUACCUUUCUGUGGCUCCAAUGUGGUUCUUCACUCCUACUGUGAGCACUUAGCUUUGGCCAGGUUAGCAUGUGCAGACCCCAUACCCAGCAGUCUCUACAGUCUAAUUGGUUCCUCUAUUAUGGUGGGCUCUGAUGUGGCCUUCAUUGCUGCUUCCUAUGUCUUGAUUCUCAGGGCAGUAUUUGGGCUCUCCUCAAAGAAUGCUCAGUUGAAAGCAUUAAGCACAUGUGGCUCCCACUUGGGGGUUAUGGCUUUGUACUAUCUACCUGGAAUGGCAUCCAUCUAUGCGGCCUGGCUGGGGCAGGAUGUAGUGCCCUUGCACACCCAAGUGCUGCUAGCUGACCUGUACCUGAUUAUCCCAGCCACCUUAAAUCCCAUCAUCUAUGGCAUGAGGACCAAACAAUUGCAGGAGAGAAUAUGGAGUUAUCUGAUGCACUUCCUCUUUGAUCACUCCAACCUGAGUUAA